AUCCCAAGCCCUCAACCGGACCUGCAACCACAAACAAGCCAAGCACAAGGCUAACAACCAACGUUAACACAGUGGGUCCCACCACAGCCAAACACAGCCCCGUUGUGACAUCGGCUGCCCAAGCCGGCGGAAACACACCCACAGGGUCCAGUGCCUCAGGGCUGGCUCCAGCCACAGCCCAGCCGACCACAGCUACAGCGGCCAGCGACCAAGAUAAGAAAGCAGCCUCCGUCAGCGCGGCCACCACUGUGGGUGCCCAGAAGGGGAUCCAAACUUCAGAUCAGAUGACAGCUAUCCCGGCGACUACCCCGGUAAAGUUGGAAACCACGAGCAGCCAGAACGGGAUUAAAGUUACAACCCAGGCUGCAACUCAAACUAGAACCAGUGCUGCUACGUACAUCAUGACCACUAAGGGGACCCUUCAACCUCCACAUGGGGUUAACACCUCAGACGCUACUACUGUUGGUCCUUCCUUGGCCCCCCCAAUGGGCACUCCACAACCGACUCCGCGCCCUGUUACUCCGAAUCCCCUGGGGAGCUCUCCUGAGGCACCAAACAAAAUGACUACGGCUUCAAGUGGCCCAGGCAUGACGACAGGGAACACCAGCGCAUCUCAGGGGACAUCCUCCACACUCAUUACAGCACCACCACUGGUGGUUACUUCACAAGGAAGUCAGCAGAACUGCAGCAAGGUGACAGCCAUCACUGGGGCCUCUCCCUCCGUCACUGGGACCUCUUCCUCUAAGACUCUGCGGCCUGCUGUUCCUUCUUCAGGACCCAUGGCCACGCCGCCUGUUGGACCCACAGGCUCCAGCACUCAGUUGGCUCCAACUCCCCACCAACACUCCAAAACCUCUUCUCCCACCUCAGUGCUUGAGAAGACCAAGAUACAUUGCGAGCCUCCCGAACGGCUGAAUGAGAAGAUGCUCAUCCUGAACCUCACAAAAACCAGCCUCUGUGCGGUGAGCCCGGAGAAGCCUCCGGAUAACAAGCUGGUCACACUUCUGUGCCGAGCAGCAAAGACCAACUUCAACGCAAGUCAAGACCAGUGCGAUGUACGGCUGAUCCCUGUUCCAGAAAUCCAGGCACUGGCAAUCAAGGACAUCACUAUCCAGACCAACUUCCUGCCCCAGACCAUAUACGAAUCGCUGAAAGACAAGUGGGAUGACCUAAGGGAGGUGGGAGUCAGUAACAUGCAGCUUGGGGAUCAAGGACCACCGGAGGAGACCGAGGACCGGUUCAGCAUGCCCCUCAUCAUCACCAUCGUCUGCAUGGCAUCCUUCCUGCUCCUCGUGGCAGCCCUCUAUGGCUGCUGCCACCAGCGCCUCUCUCAGAGGAAGGACCAGCAACGACUCACGGAGGAGCUGCAGACCGUGGAGAACGGUUACCAUGACAAUCCAACACUGGAAGUGAUGGAGACCUCAUCAGAGAUGCAGGAGAAAAAGGUGGUCAACCUUAAUGGGGAGCUGGGGGACAGCUGGAUCGUCCCCCUGGACAACCUGAUCAAAGAUGACCUGGAAGAGGAGGAAGACACACACCUCUAAGCGGGUCUGCUGGCGGCCGCCCAGUGCACGGAGCUCCAGAUCGAACCACAAGUGCCAAUCGGACAGGGGAGGAGAGUCCUCCCCACUGGAGGGAAAGACUGCGGGUGGGGGGUGAGCAGACUCGGAGGGACCCGCCUCCCAAUCCCCACAGGGCCUUAAUUUUUCCCUUUCCAAGCUGAACAAAUCAUAUUCUGUCUAGAUUCCUCUUGUAAAAUAACCCACUAGUGCCUGAGCUCAGUGCUGCUGGGAGAGGAAGAGAAAUGAAAGAGCUGUGUAAGGGACUUUAGAGACCAUCUCGAAUCCCUUCCUUUCUCAGGUGAGAUGACUGAGGCCUACAGAAGGUAAGGUCAGGAUCACACAGCCGCUUGGAGUCAGCCAGGGUGAAGACAGGCUCCUUCUGCAGUCCGGUGCUCGCUCCCACCUCGCCACACUGCUCUGUCCCCUGCGCCCCCCCCCCAGCUGCCCCGGGCAGGGGUGAAGCUGCAGUCUAUGGAUGGCGUAGAAGGGAGAGCAGGGCCAGAUCCUGUCUCUGGGGGAUCUGCUUACUUGAAAGUAUAGGUCCCAAGUUCAGUUUCCUACCCCAGCCUCAUCUGUCAGUGUUCCCAUCCCCUUUGCUCUGCCCCCUCUCUUCACUCAGUUUUUAUUCCCACUGUCUCAGCGCCCUGGGACUAACGCAAGUCAUUCAUCACCCUGAGACCCUUGUUCUGAAUUCUGGUUUCUUGGCAUUUACUGAGAGGGGUUCAGACUUAACCCACACAAGACCCCCAGUGUGAACAAGGUCUGUUUAGGGGUCUAUCUACAGAGAACAGCAGGGGAGCCUCUCCUCCCAGGAUGGGUCCUAGCCCAUCACCCAAGGCGCUCCUUGAAGAGGCUCCCAAGUGUCCCUUUGGCCUCCCCUUUCCACUGGGAACUAAAAUCCACAGCAGCUACUGAAAGCAAAGUGUUCCUAUUUUGUUGCUCACUGCUCACCCAAUGGGGAUGAGACCCAAGCUAGGGAAACGCCCCCACCCCCCAAGAUCUGUGUGAAUGAGCAGCUUCAGGAAGGACUUUCCCGGGCCCUAGUCAGCGGAGAGGUGUCCUGACAGACAAUCAGUUGAAACAGCCAGGAAGGAUCGACUUGCUAUUUCAUAGGAAACUCAGGGACUUCUCAAGUUGCUGAGAGUUUUGUUACUUUGAUGUAUUUGUUUGUUUUUUUAAUGUAGCCCUCUACUGCCAAAGGCCAAAACUCAAAUUAUAGAGAGACUCUUAGUUAGGUAAUCUCAGUGACUGUGAGUCUCCAGAGCCACAGGGCA
Miniopterus natalensis is the source of this 2836-nucleotide messenger RNA. The record is from RefSeq and is a predicted model, not a curated record. Lineage: Eukaryota; Metazoa; Chordata; Mammalia; Chiroptera; Miniopteridae.